Molecule: messenger RNA, 985 nt
Organism: Spinacia oleracea (spinach)
Lineage: Eukaryota; Viridiplantae; Streptophyta; Magnoliopsida; Caryophyllales; Amaranthaceae
Exons: 1
Coding region: 129-725 (198 amino acids)
Source: RefSeq, a predicted model, not a curated record
UUUCCAUGUGUUACACCCUUGAAGGUAGGCUCUCCACCCCCCCUCCUAUUUAAAACCCUCCCUAGAAAUAUUAUUUCAACUAUUUCAUUCAAAUCCAAGAUUCAGAUCUAGAGAGAGGAGAGAGAACAAUGCCAAGUUUGGAGGUCUCAAUGAAGGAGAAAAUGGAGCCAUUUCCAAUGGCAAGGGUAUUAUCGUCCAAAGAAAAUAAUGAAACAGGGGAAACUUCUUUUAGGGUAUAUUACGGUGCAACUGGUGCAGCAGUACCUUUCAUGUGGGAGUCACAACCAGGUACCCCCAAACACCCAAUAUUUGACAAAAAUGUCAAUUUUGUCCCUCCCCUUACUCCCCCACCUUCUUACUGUUAUAGGGACGAUCCAUGUAAGAAAACCCGAAAACACAAAAUCAUUUUCCGUGCUUUUGUUUCCUCGAUUACUUUUACUCGUAGUCGUAGUAGUACUACUUCUCGCUCCACCUCUCAUAAUGUGACCCCUACGUCAUCAUCAUCGUCAUCGUGGUCUACCUCGUCCACGAGCUCGACUUCGUCACCUCGAUCACCGCCGCGAAGGAAGUCUCAUAGGAGGAGCUUCUCAUUCUGCUCCGUUAGGGAACCGCUUUUUGGUGAAGAUGAGGCGGAGGAGGAGCAAAAUGCGCGAUCUAUUGGUUCGGUGAUGUGCUUUGGGUUUAAGAAGCAACAACAAGCGCGUGUGCGUUACUCUAUGCAAUAAAAUUAUGGUUUCAAGUUUGGGAGAUUAUGAAAUGUUUGUACAUCAUAAUAUUGGGUGUUUUUUACUUUUAAUUUACUCCAUUAGUUUUGAUAAUUAGCUUAGCUUGUUUUUUGGGCUAAGUUUUUAAUUAGCAAAGGGGUUUUUUGGGUAGUUUUCUUGCUACCAUACCCUUUUUUUUUCUCAAAAUUGUGGAAUGUAUUACUCUAAAUGUUGCUCAUUAACAAGUGAUAUGUUAAUGAAUGUUGUGUUAUACUGGAUCA